Molecule: messenger RNA, 1430 nt
Organism: Durio zibethinus
Lineage: Eukaryota; Viridiplantae; Streptophyta; Magnoliopsida; Malvales; Malvaceae
Source: RefSeq, a predicted model, not a curated record
GAAUUGAAAACGAAGGAGGAGGUGGUUUUUCUCUUUCAAUAUUAACUUCAAAGUCACCUUUACAUCCCCUUCAAUCAUUUUCCCGCAAAAAGAGCGGAAGGGAAAAAGUGAGAAAGCAAAAGGGCAGGGGAAGUUACUUUUGUUUGUUCAUGAUGGCGAGAAUUCCAGUAAGAUUCAAUAGGAUAGCGGCGGCUUUCGAUGAAGCGGCCAGGGCGCCUCCAAUACGGCUAUGUGAGAGUAGCGGCAGCGACCACUCUCCUGAGGAUUUGACUGAUCUUUCGGAUCUCGUGAAUUCUUUUAUUGAGAGCAAUUGCGGGGUUGAAACUGAUGAGGGUAAGAUUGAGCAAGAGAAGGAAAAUGAGAACGAUGGAUCAGAGGGUUAUUGGUCAGGUUCUGAGACCAAAGAUACGUUAAAGAGUUUGGUUGGUAACAACAUCUAUGAUGGGAACGAAGAUGAUGUGAAACACAAGAUUCUCGAACAGACAGAACUUGCUUAUGGGAGUCUACGAGACAGGUCUUCUGAGGGUUUUAAACGUCAGCUUAUGUCUCGUUUGCGAGACAAGGGCUUUGAUGCUGGACUGUGCAAAUCUCGGUGGGAGAAAUUUGGGGGGCAUCCAGCUGGGAGUUAUGAAUAUGUAGAUGUGAAUAUUAGUGGAACACGUUAUAUUAUUGAAGUAAAUCUUGCUGGAGAAUUUGAAAUAGCUCGACCAACAACAAGUUACGCUUCAUUAAUCGAUGUUUUCCCAAAAAUUUUCGUGGGAAAACCAGAAGAACUCAAGCAGAUUGUGAGGCUGAUGUGCAAAGCAAUUAGAGAAUCAAUGAAAAGUAGCGAAAUGAAGAUGCCUCCUUGGAGGCGAAAUGGGUACAUGCAGGCCAAGUGGUUUGCUUAUUACAAGCGUACAACCAAUGAAAUUUCAGCUAAAAACGCAUCACAGAAGAAUGAUGCAGUUGCAACCAAAAUAUCAGUUGGGUUUGAGACGGUGCCGACGGUUUCUUAUUACUGCAGAGAUAAUUUUGCCAGUAAGGCUGGUUUGAAAGUAGGUUAUUUGACUGCUGCCUUCAAUGCAAAUGGCAGUAUUGGUUUGCAAUUGUAGUCAUUCCAGGGAAUUGCGUGAAUUGUACAUAAAAAGACCGAUGUUUAUAUUAGCAAUUGAGUUACAAAUAUGCUUUGAACAGGGGUCGACAUAUUGGCCUACUGACUUCUUUAUGAUUUGAUGUAUCAUAUAUAGUUUCUGUUAGAGCUUUGGAAUGUCAUCAAGAUUCUUAUCUACCCUUAAAUUUACAAUCGACGUCGUUUUUGAAUUUGUAAUGGCCCUGGGUUUGACGAGAGACGACCUUUAAAUUCUGAGCCCUCAGAUAUGUUCAUUUUAUUUGUCAAGUCCGCCCAAAGUUCUUGAAAUUCUGAGCCCAUGAAUCCAUGCCCUAAUUUC